Messenger RNA from Zingiber officinale, 1598 nucleotides. RefSeq names its product myb family transcription factor IPN2-like. Bases 380 to 1390 code for a protein of 336 amino acids. The transcript is spliced from 6 exons. The record is from RefSeq and is a predicted model, not a curated record. NCBI's taxonomy places the organism in Eukaryota, Viridiplantae, Streptophyta, Magnoliopsida, Zingiberales, Zingiberaceae. Gene Ontology annotation, molecular function: DNA-binding transcription factor activity; DNA binding.
UUAAAGAAAAAAAAUCUAAUUCUCAAAAAAACCUGGUUGUUUUUCCAAAAGAUGAUUGAGAGCAUCAAGAAGAUCAAGAAGAAGACUAAGGGCUGGCUGGCUGGCCAAAGAGUUGGAGGGGGAGAGAGAGAGCGCGCGCUCAUGAUCCAUGAAUAUAAUUAAAGGCUUUUAAUCAUGAGACAACCAUGCAUGGCUUCUUUCCAUGAGAGCUCUUUCAUGAUCUCCUCAGAAAUCGAACCCUAUUCCUACUUUUGAUUUGUUCUUGAAUCUCUUCCAAGAAUUCCCCAGCCGCGGCAGCUGAAGGAGCUAGGAGAACCAGAGAGAGAGAGAGAGAGAGAGAGAGAGAGGGAAAGGAGCAAAGAGAAGUAGCAAGAAGGGAAUGUUCCCCGCAGCUUCCAGGAAGCCUCCGUCCACCCCUAUGAAUUCCUCUUCGCACGAGAGGGCUCCCAUGUGCGUCCAAGGCGACUCCGGCCUCGUCCUCACCACCGACCCCAAGCCGCGCCUCCGGUGGACGGCUGAGCUCCACGACCGCUUCGUCGACGCCGUCAACCAGCUCGGCGGCCCAGACAAGGCCACGCCCAAGACGAUCAUGAGGGUGAUGGGUGUCAAAGGUCUCACUCUCUAUCAUCUCAAGAGCCACCUUCAGAAAUUCAGGCUUGGCAAGCAACCACACAGAGAAUUCAACGAUCAUUAUUCAUUCAAGGAAGCAGCAAUGGAUCUGCAAAGAAAUACUGCCUCUUCAUCCCGAAUAAUGGGUCGAUCCAUGAAUGAGGUUUUGCAUGGCACAGAAGCUCACAGGAUGCAGCUGGAAGUCCAUAGGAGAUUUCAUGAACAAUUAGAGGUUCAGAAACAUCUACAGAUCAGGAUCGAAGCCCAAGGAAAGUACAUGCAAAGCAUACUGGAGAAAGCGUAUCAAACGCUUGCAGCAGGUCAAGGCACGGAAGCGGCAGGGGAGCAACUAGGGUUCGUCCACGACAUGGCAGACCUGCAACUUUUUGGUGGUACCGGAGACCUGCAGCUCGAUAACUCGCACCAACUGCACUUGGGAAGCAUUCACCAUCUACAGCCUCCUGAUCAUGGUCUGUACCUGACUGCUAGCCCUGCCCUAAUUGGCAAGAAGAUGAUCAUGGCCGGCGAGAAGAGCCCGUUCAUUUGGGACGAUGAGGCCGAGGACGACGACGACAGCCAGCUUCACAACAUUGGCAUUGAUGUUGCACCGGGAGUGAUCGACGGCGGCUACGAGGCAAAGCCAACGAUCCCAAAUGCCGACGACGACAAGUUAGUGCUCGAGGGAACGGCGAAGAUGGAUAGACCAUCGCCAUUGCGAGUGCUUAAUCAUCCUCUUUCCGUGGAAGCCAUCAACGGCAUGUUAAUUAAUAAUAGGAGGUAAUUAACUUUGUCCAGAGAUAUAGUGAUUCCUAAAUAUCAUUACAAUUUCUGAUCUUAAUUAAAUAUCGUACAAGGACAUUAUAUUAAUUAAUUCGGUGUUAUGUUAAUUUCUUUUGAGAGCAAGAGUUUUAAGAGGAUGUAUGAGUAGAAGCAAGCUUAAUUAGCUUCCAGUACUGUAACAUAUAUGAAUGUAUAUUUGCUUCACUUCA